This is a messenger RNA of Solanum pennellii, 333 nucleotides long. RefSeq lists its product as uncharacterized. The record is from RefSeq and is a predicted model, not a curated record. The coding region runs from base 1 to 333 and encodes 110 amino acids. Lineage: Eukaryota; Viridiplantae; Streptophyta; Magnoliopsida; Solanales; Solanaceae. The transcript has a single exon.
AUGGUGUUGCAGACUACUUAUCAAGACAAAGAUACUCAAACUGAGGACAAAAAUGAAGAUACAAUUGAAGAGCUAUUCAAAGGCAUUACUACACUUUGUACAAAAGUGGAAAGAAUGGACAAUGUGAUACAAAAGCUAAAGACUAAUGAAGAUACCCUGAAGUCUAAAGCUAAUAUAAGUCAGCAGCAUGACUAUAAAAAUGCGGAGCUACGUGGAUUGGAAGAUGAUAAAAUUCCAGAGAUAAAAGGAGACGAUGGGAAACCCGUUAAAACCCAUAACGUUUGUCUAAAUACAGCUGCAGGUACAAGCAGGAAAGUUAGUGAGAAAUCCUGA